GGCACCCUGCGCUUAUGCCAGGCCUCUGGAAGUUUCCUACAACACUAAUGUCUCAUGUCAAGCCCGGAGCUGCUCUAAUAUCACUACUCAGGCCUGGAACAACUUAUUUGGCCUCGUGGGAGCUGGAAAAGGUGAAUUCGAAGAAAUGGCUGAAGCAAUACCACUGCAGGAGAAAAAGCAGAAAACUCUACCUCGCUCUGAUGGGUGUGGUCUGAAUAACUCUGAAGGUAUGCUCAUUCAUUCUCUGGACUUGUCUGGUGGUUUGAGGAUCGUCUUGGUGGGGAAGACGGGAUCAGGGAAGAGUGCAACAGGAAAUACCAUCCUUGGGAAAGCUGCAUUCAAAGAGGACCCCAGCCCUGUCUCUGUGACCAAAAACUGUAAGAUACAGAGCGGGGAAGUGGACGGGACUGCGAUCAAGGUGAUCGAUACUCCUGGACUUUUUGACACAGACAUCACAGAGGAAGAACUAAAGACUAGGAUAGAGGAAUGUGUCAAGAUGUCCGUGCCCGGCCCUCACGCCUUCCUGCUGGUGAUCAGGCUCGGAGUGCGGUUCACUGAGGAGGAGCGAAACGCUGUGAAGUGGAUCCAAGAUAACUUUGGAGACGAUGCCUCCAUGUACACCAUCAUGCUGUUUACAUUUAAAGAUCAGGCCGAUGCUGAAGAUGCUCUGAAGGAGUGCAAGGAGCUGCGGAAAAUCCAAGACAGUUUUGGAGGCAGAUACCACGCUUUCAACAACAAGGACGCAGACAACCAAGUGCAGGUCAAAGAGCUGAUCACCAUGAUCAAGGCAAUGGUACAGAAGAAUGGGGGGAUGAACUACACUAAUGCGAUGUAUGAGAAGGCCCAGCAGAAGCUAAAAGAGGAGGAGGAGCGCAGGAAACAAGUGGAGGAGGAGAAGAAACAGGAAGAGAGGAAACAGUGGGAGGCCGAGAGGGAGAAGCAGGAGAAAGAGAGAAAGAAGGAGAAAAAUGUUAAAGUAAAGCGUUUACGUGUAGCCUCUGCAGUUGCUAUUACGUUGUUGGUAGUUGGGGUGGUUAUAGCAGUGGGAACUAACACGACAAUGGCUUUGGUUCUGGGAGCUCCUGUGCUCGUCCUGGGUGUGUUGUGCGGUUUAGCGGCUAUUUUGAUAUGGAAAGGAAAAACAUGGUUGGGACCAGCCAUGUGUUUGAAAGACCCAAGCCCAAUUUGAGU
This is a messenger RNA of Labrus mixtus (cuckoo wrasse), 1191 nucleotides long. Its product is annotated as GTPase IMAP family member 7-like. The transcript is spliced from 3 exons. Gene Ontology annotation, molecular function: GTP binding. NCBI's taxonomy places the organism in Eukaryota, Metazoa, Chordata, Actinopteri, Labriformes, Labridae. The record is from RefSeq and is a predicted model, not a curated record. Bases 146 to 1189 code for a protein of 347 amino acids.